Messenger RNA from Quercus lobata, 1114 nucleotides. Its product is annotated as histidine-rich glycoprotein-like. NCBI's taxonomy places the organism in Eukaryota, Viridiplantae, Streptophyta, Magnoliopsida, Fagales, Fagaceae. The transcript has a single exon. The record is from RefSeq and is a predicted model, not a curated record. Bases 44 to 934 code for a protein of 296 amino acids.
CUCUUUCCAUCCAAAGUCUUAAGGACCAUCAUUUCCAUCCACAAUGGCCAAACUCGCCGUCACCGCAACCGUUAUCUUCUUCUUGUUCGCCCUCUGCCACGCCUUUACACCGUUAGAUCUACCGGAAAAUGAAGACGUGUCAUUUCACUUGCCCGGAUCCGUGCCCAACACCAUGAUCCUCUUACCCAGCGAGAAAUCCAAGUCCGAACCCGCCACCGCCGUGGAAUUGGAACCCGAGACCACCUCCACCGACGAAACCCAGCCCAAAUUGGAAGAAGCUGACGUCACCGUCACCGAGUUGACGGUUCCAACAGAAUCAGACGAUUCCGUCUCUAUUCCGUUAAAGACAAUCAGCUUCCGCCCGAUCGACCGCCACUUCAGGAGCCGUCCGAUCCCGUUAUAUUUCCGUCACGGCCACCGAUGCCGUUUCCACCGCUUCCAUCACCUCCGCCACCACCAGCACCACGAUCACGACGACAACGACAAAAGCGAGGACCAAAUCCGCGAGUUCAAGCAGUGGGGAUCAAAACCGAUAGUCCAUUCCACGAAUGACCGUGAGGUUCCGUACGGUAACGACAUGAUCUUGUCCUCCGGCAACGAGGACUCGAGCUCCGAUCGAGGAAUGGUGCGUCAGGCCCCUGCGAAAUGGAGAAGGUUCGGGCACGGUGGGCCCAGGUUCCAUAUCGAUGAUGACGUGGACACCAAGAUGAAGAUGAAGAGGCAUCAUCGCCACGUGGAGGGUCAAGUGUGGGACAGAGAAGAACACGAGGAGAGAGAGCAUAAACACAGGCACGAGCACGAGCACGAGCACGAGCACGAGCACGAGCACGAGCACGAGCAUGAGCAUGAGCAUGGGCAUGGGCAUGAGCAUGAGCAUACACAUGAGGGUGGGUUUAUGAGGAAGAUCCGCAAGUUUUUGAAUCAUCACUUUUGAAGCUAGCUAUGUUUGAUUAUCAUAGAGGCUCUUACUUUUAAUUUUAUGUGCUUAUUAUGUAUGUUUGGGUUUUUAUGUACUGUUUUAUGUGGGAGUUUUAUCCUUUUUGUAAAUAAUCUUUGCAUCCCUGAGGGAUGUGUAAGUAUAAUAAUACAUGUAUUAUACACUUUCCUACGUUUA